This is a messenger RNA of Caenorhabditis auriculariae, 1821 nucleotides long. The record is from the annotation of a GenBank genome assembly. NCBI's taxonomy places the organism in Eukaryota, Metazoa, Nematoda, Chromadorea, Rhabditida, Rhabditidae.
AUGGGUUCGGGGCGGACGCCUUCUCAGCUUCUAGCGUUGCGAUCGAGUGAUGACCGCGACGGUUUAAGGUGAUACAAUCGGCGCCCGCUGGAUUGUUAUUUUGAAAUCGUUUAAGCCAUCUGAAAGACUUUGUCUGAACGGCAACUGGCAGUGGCAGCCAAGCAGCCAGUUCGUUCCAAAUCUCUGUCGACUCGUUAAAACUGUAGUUCUUUGAAAAAAGGAAGAAUUUUCUGAAGUAUUGUUAAAACCCUCAUAUAAACCAAGAGAACUAGAGUUCACCAAACCGAUCCUAUUUGGCGUACUUUCAACCGAAUCCAUUCUUUCCGAAUCGGCCAUUCAACCGAACCCAUUCUUUCCGAAUCGGUUAAUUAUCAAUCCGAAUCGGAUAUUUUCAACCGAACCCUAGAAAAUUUCCAAAUAUUCUUCCGAAUCGGGCGUUCAAUCCGAAUCGGUCAAAAAGAAUGAAACCAAUUUUAUUCAAAUUUUUCUUUCUUUACUAUUUAUUUUCAUUUAAACUCACUGUAUAUUCAGAAAAUUGAUAUGAUCUGGGAGAGAUAAACGGAGUACAGCCAAAGCCUAUCAAAACUUGAGUGUGUGCAAUAUCUUCACAAAGCUGAAGAUUUCUCAUUGCUACAGGUCCUUUUUCGGUUUUUUCCUCAAUUUUUCUCGCCCAUAGCCGACUUUCAGCUUUGCCCUUGACUAUUUAGAUACAUCUUUCCAGAUCAAUUUUUUUCAACAUUUUUUUUUGAUUUUAACCCCAGUUUGAAUUUGGAAGUAUCUGGUCUAUGACUUCUUUUAGGGUCGUCUGACCAGGGAAUGGUCUCCGGUCGCAGUGGGACCUCUCAAUGAGACCAAUUUUUCCAGAUGUAGUUUUUCACACUGAUCUAAAAUCUGGUCUCAAAAACUGCCGAGGAGCUUUGUGAAAAAAGUUAUGGACCCUCAAAAGUCGAAAAUUUCAGUGUCUCCGAUUGAGCUCAUUUUUGGAGGGUAUAUAGACCUUAUCCCUCUGGUCAAGAAAAACUAUUGAAGUUUUCACAAAAAAAUUUCGGAGCCCAGAUAUGAUCUUUCAAAGCCCCGCCUCACACAAGAGCUUGCGAGCGCGGUGUCCUAUUGCGAUCCGGCGACCGUCGAAGCAACGGCAGCAAGGAGCAGUGGUAAGGCGGCGGACUGGGGUUCACGAGGUCAUAGGUUAGGUGCUCACUCUGUGCAAACUUUUUUUGCAGUUUUUUCUAUUUUUUAUGAUUUCGUUUAGGGGUUCCUAUUUUGAGUUUUGAGGCGUAUGAACAUGAAAAUUCUUCGUUUUUAGCCUAUUCGAACAUCUCUAAUUAUUUUCGUCAAAAAUUUUUUUCAUGGAAUUUUUCGAGAUUUUUCAUGUAUAUGAGCAUGGGCUGGAGUGAGAAAAUUUUCAGAAAAAAUUUUUGUUUUUUUCCAUUUUUUGGUUCCUUAAAGAUUUAUAAGUUUAAAUACUCAUAGAUACGCCGACAUAUCCCACGGAAAAAUUUUUUCCUGGCUUUUUUAGACCUCACCGUUCAACUACGACUGUUGAAGUUUCGGAAAAUUUUUGCGGAAGGGCUCUUUUUCGAGUUUUGAAGCGUUAAACUGUGAAAGUUCUCCGUUUUGAAACUAUUCAAUCACCUGGACCUUUUUUUGUCAAAAAUUUCUUCAUAUAAUUUUUCGUUAUUUUCCAUGUGUAUGAGCAUAGGCUCGAGUGAGGAAAAAUUUUCAAAAAUUUUGUUUUUUUGGUUUUUUUAAAAAAAUUUUUAUUUAAAGUUUUUUUCAGUCCAAUUAUUUAGGGACCGCAAGGCCACACCCCCUCGCUGA